GAGAGCUGUGGGCCUUCCCAGCCUGAGCCACCGCGAAGCCCAGUGCAGAGGCGUGAGGGCGCGGCGGCGCGCUGGUGUCCUCCCCGAGCCGCCCCCAGCUCUGGGGGAGCGCGGGUUGCCCUGCUGCCAUCGCUGAAAACGCCUCAUCGCUCACCUUAGCCCACAGCUACGGCUGUGGGGCUUCUCCUGCUUCAAACGUGCUCGGCCGGCGCAGCCCGGUGUGUGGGGAUGGCCUCCGCCAAGCCCCUGCCGCAAGCCCUGCUUCGCAGCCAAGCUUUGUGAGCCCUGUAGGCUGAGCCGCGGAAAACUGCUCCCGUGGAAAUGGUGGCCGUGAUGGAGGAACAAACGACCUGCGUGGGAAUUGCGGUUGCCAUUGCCUAAUCGUGCAGAAAGUUGAUUGGGACAUAGCGUAUAGUCUGAGCUGUUUUUCAGUUCUCCUGGAUUGCUUUAUUUCCUGUAUUUCAUUCACAAAACCAGACUGGAGAAAGCAAGUAUGAUCUUCUGGUAAUUGGUGGAGGGUCUGGAGGCCUUGCUUGUGCAAAAGAAGCUGCUCAAUUUGGAAGGAAAGUGGCUGUUUUGGAUUAUGUGGAACCUUCUCCACAAGGAACCAAAUGGGGACUCGGUGGAACUUGUGUGAAUGUUGGCUGCAUUCCUAAAAAGCUAAUGCAUCAAGCAGCUCUUUUAGGAAGUGCCCUUAAAGAUGCCCAACACUAUGGCUGGAAUAUAUCCCAACCUGUUCAACAUACCUGGUCUGUGAUGGCACAAGCUGUUCAGAAUUAUGUGAAAUCCUUGAACUGGGGCCACAGAGUACAACUACAAGACAAGAAGGUGAAAUAUUUCAACAUCAAAGGGAGUUUUUCAGAUCCACAUACAAUCCGUGGUUUAACAAAAGCAGGUAAAGAGGUUGUUAUUACUGCAGAGAAAAUUGUCCUUGCCACUGGAGGAAGACCAAAAUAUCCUACGCAUAUUGCAGGUGCGCUGGAGUAUGGAAUCACAAGCGAUGAUCUCUUCUGGCUAAAAGAAUCUCCUGGAAAAACGUUGGUUGUUGGAGCCAGUUAUGUUUCACUUGAGUGUGCUGGUUUUCUAACGGGCAUUGGAUUGGAUACUACAGUCAUGAUGAGAAGUAUUCCACUUCGUGGGUUUGAUCAGCAAAUGUCGUCUUUAGUAACUGAGCACAUGGAAUCUUAUGGCACAAAAUUUUUAAAGAAAUGUAUCCCAACCAAAGUUGAAAAAUUGGAGAACAACAAAUUACAAGUCACCUGGAGAAAUACUGACUUGGGCACAGAAGAAACAGAUUCCUUUGACACGGUGAUGUGGGCAGUAGGCCGAGUCCCUGACACCAAAACUCUCAAUUUGGAGACAGUUGGCGUGAAAACUAAUUCUGAAACUGGAAAGAUCAUUGUUGAUGCCAGCGAAGCUACUUCUGUUCCUCACGUUUAUGCAGUUGGAGACAUAACAGAGGGCCGCCCUGAAUUGACACCCACAGCAAUAGCUGCGGGAAAACUGCUGGCUCGGCGUCUUUUUGGCCAGUCUUCAGAAUUGAUGGACUAUGACAGUGUACCUACUACAGUUUUCACUCCCUUGGAAUAUGGUUGUGUUGGACUGUCAGAAGAAGAGGCUGUGCAAUGUUAUGGAUCAGAUAAUAUUGAGGUAUACCAUGCAUAUUAUAAACCUUUAGAGUUUACAGUGGCUGAAAGAGAUGCAACUCAAUGCUAUAUGAAAAUGGUGUGCUUACGAGAGAGAGAGCAGCGAAUCCUUGGCCUUCAUUUCAUUGGACCAAAUGCAGGCGAAGUUAUUCAGGGAUUUGCUCUUGGAAUCAAAUGUGGUGCUACCUAUCCUCAACUAAUGAAGACAAUUGGCAUUCACCCUACCUGUGCUGAAGAAAUUACCAAGUUACAUAUUACAAAACGUUCUGGCUUGGAUGCAACAGUCACAGGCUGCUGAGGUUAAAUAUCAUCCCUGGAAAGAAGGAAAAAGAGCACAAAAUAGAAAAGAAAAGGGGCAUUUUGAAUUGAAAUCGUUUUAAUGGUUGGACUUCCAGGAAUCUUUCUGAUUCCCUCUGUAGACACCUUUUUCUCACAGCCAGAUGAAGAAAUUGUCCUCCCAUCCUGAUAGUUCUAAAACCGGUGUGGUUCUACUGUAACACAUCUCUCUCUCUCCCUCUCAAAGCAUCUAUAACUCUUCUCUUGCUCAGAGCUAAGGAAUAAUCACUGUUUUAUACAUAAAAAUGUAUCUGAAGCCAUUGCCAUCUGAGGCCUUCUACAAUUUAGACAGUUGUCAUGUGAGUUUCUCUAUUGGCAUGGCUGACUGCCAAUAGAUGUGUCUUGCACUAUGUUCAUACAGAUGCCAGGAACCAGACAGGGCCUCCCUUAGAAGUGCACUGAUGAUACCUUCUCUGAAGUACUUGGAUAGUUCAUUACUGAUCCUAAUCUUGGACACUGAGACUCUGUACUCACCAGUAGAAAUGAGUUCCCAGAGUGUGUAACAAUAGGUAAGCAGCCAUCUUCAUUUUUUCUUUAAAAUGUGCUGUGUUCAGGAAUUUGAUAGAAAAUCAGUUAUCACUGAAGCUGUGCUGCUACUGGAUGAAUUCCCUGGCAGUGUGGUCAUAACAUUACGGUGUGAAGGCUGAUAGGUUUUUUAGUCAAUUCAGAGAUGCUAAAGAAAGAGUUUCAUGUUAUGGUGACUUCUCUUUCCACUCUUGAAAUUGCUAAUUCAUUUCAGUUCAAAAUAAAUUCACGUCUCACAAAUUACUGCUUGAACAGUGCAUAUUAUGCAGUGUUGACAAGUAGACUCAAAGCCACAAAUAUUCUAGCUCAUGCAGCUUUUUCUGUUUGAUAGAAUGUGGAAAUCUGGCUGACACAGUGAUAACUUUGUUGGUUUGUUUUUGAUAUUUAGUCACUGAUAAACUGGAUGCCACUUUUGAACAGAUUGAGAUUUGGGCUUUAAUAAAUACAUAUUACUGAAGGGAACUGUAUUAAACAGUGAUUUAGAGAAGAAAUGGUCCUGCUCAGAAUGCACUUUGAAAAUAAUUAUCUGCAAACUUUUUUCAGAAUAUUGGCCAGAGUAAGAAAGCAUUUUUCUAUUGCAAGUUCCUGGUCAUUUUUCUGCUAGCCAGAAGGGGGAGGUGCUGGUUAAUUUGUGACAAUAAAAAACAAACUAGAAAUCUUACAGUGAAGCUUCUUUUGCAGAACCCUGUUAAAUAGGUAGCCUGACAAAGGCAAAACACAAAACAAACUGCUUUGAAUUUCAGUCCAAAUUGCAGUUGGCAAUAUUUUGAUAAGCAUAGUCACCAAGACUUUGCACCCUUUACACUAGUAUAAUGCAUGCAGGAAAGGGAGAGGUGAUCUUUAGGUAAAACUUUUUUUUUUUUUUUUUUGCUGUUAAUUUAUAUCAAUGUUUCUGCAAGUGGAAUUUGAUAUUUUCUUAGCUGUCCUACUUCUGCUUAUUGCAGUCUGGGAGAAUAGUCUCACGAUCGUGUAUACCUUUGCCAUAUUUUUCUUUGACUGCUGUUUCACUGCAGAUUGCAAUACAGGCAAGUGAUUGGUCUCUUUCAGGGGUGAAAUAUUUCUUACCACCAGAAUUGUACCUGUCAUGAGCAACUAUUCAAGAAAAACUGAUCAAACAUUAAAAAAAAAAAAAGGAUGUAACAGUGUUUAUCACAUUCUCAUUUGUAUGAAAGUAUUCUGUUUUCAAGGAUUUGUUCUGACUUAAAAACAAACAAAAAAACACUUAAAUGCUUUCUCUCCAAAGCUUCCUGAUACUUCUAGUAAAAGAAGGAAGGAGUGUUACAGUUUAGGUGCAAGUGUCAUUCCCUAUCAGAUCUGCUGAUGCAUUUUUUUCAGCUCUGAAAUCAUCCAUAAGCUUGAGGAUGAAAAGAAAUAUUUUGAGUAAAAGUAUAGCUGGAAUGCUGCCCAGAAUUUGCUACUGCUUUUAGAAGAAAUGGUAUGAAAAUUUUACAUCUGCAUGUGAAUGUGUGCCUACCUGUGCACUCAGAAAGUUCCUGUCUCCUUUAGUAAAGGCCUGGGGAUAUGAUACACUCAAAAACCUACCAGAUUUUCCCAGUUGUAAAAAAACCAAAGUUCAUAGUAAAUUAUUUUUUUGAAAAUAUUUUACUUUGUAUUUCAAACAUUGAGAUACUGAGCAUCUCAGUCUACAGAGAUCUUGAUGUGAGAAUCAGCCCACCUCUGGCUAAAAUGGAAUGUGUAUAGGUAUACAAGAUUUUUUUUCCCUAGGGAUUCCCUAUCACAAUUUCUUUUGCAGCCAUGAAUUAAAACACUGGGGUUCAGCCAUGUGAAAGUGGCUGCAUUGUCCUGUUGGCAAUGCAUCCAACAGACUGAAUUCUCUUCUGCUUCAGGCACAUCAAUGGAAAAAUGAGUUUAUUUCAUUAUAAAGCUGAAAAUAAUCAUUUAGGACAACAAAUAGAUCUCAAGGGAAAGGGUCCUCAAUGUAUUUAGGGUGUGAAAUUAAUGCACAUCAGCAUUCUCUGAAGUAACAUCGUGGAGCAGUUUUUGGUUUUAGAAUUGCUGUGCAGACUUAAUGAAAAUUGCUGUUAUCUUGACUUGCAGCCUAGUUCUGUUUCUUAUUGAGUGCAAAAUGUUGUUGCCUACUGAAGUAAAACUAAAUGUCCAACCACACCUACGUAACCGUAAUGUCAGAACUGGGAGCAAGACAGAAUAAUGAAAACUACUAUGACUGUGCUUUUUUUCCUGAUGGAUUCCUUCCAUAACUCUCCAGGGAUGGUCCUUAACAAUUUUUUUUAAGCCUGACUAAUGUCAGCUGAAAUGGCUGAUGUACACAGCAAAAUUACUGAUAUGUGAAAGAUAAAAAUAAUUUUAGUCAGGCUGCUCAGGAUGCCAGCUGAUGAGGGCUUGUUUGUCAAACCAUACUAUGGUGCAGACAAGUCUGAGGAUUGCUGGGUCCCUCAUAUAUAUGAUCCCAAUAUUUAUUGUGUUGUGAUAUGAAUUAAUAAAGAAUAAUUUUUUCUA
Molecule: messenger RNA, 4985 nt
Organism: Dromaius novaehollandiae (emu)
Lineage: Eukaryota; Metazoa; Chordata; Aves; Casuariiformes; Dromaiidae
Gene: TXNRD2
Product: thioredoxin reductase 2
Exons: 17
Coding region: 664-1944 (426 amino acids)
Biological process (GO): glutathione metabolic process; cell redox homeostasis; cellular response to oxidative stress
Cellular component (GO): cytosol; mitochondrion
Molecular function (GO): flavin adenine dinucleotide binding; thioredoxin-disulfide reductase (NADPH) activity; glutathione-disulfide reductase (NADPH) activity
Source: RefSeq, a predicted model, not a curated record